CGGCAGAUUGUCGCUUUCCAUGACUGCCGACCGUCCAGAGCCCAUUCGGUUCGGGACAUGUUCGGCAAGAGGGCGACGGAGCUGCAACCGUGGCCAGAGGGUGGGGAUGAUGCGGACGCUGCUGCGGCAGACGACGACAUCGACGACGAGUGGACAGACGAUGAUGACACGCCGCUAAGUGGCGACCCAACGGCUGAGCGGGUGUGCUUCACUUACGGUGGGGGACGUGACGGCAUGGAUUCAUUCACAUCAGUUAUCACUGGUGGUGUGCCGUCGACCGCACAGAGGGAGUUGGAGACAGGAGGGGGGGGAGGCCGUGAUGACGACAACUCGGGUGUCCCUGAGGAGGCAGUUCAGGGGGAAUUCGAUGAUGAGGGACAGGAUGUCGCCGCGGGUAGUGGGUCAGGUGGUGGACGCCGUGGCGACGGGGAGACCGCGGGUGAUGAGGGGCAAGAUGUUGUCGAGGGCGGUGGGUCCCCUCGUGGGGGGCGUGGCGACGGCGAGACCACGGGUGAUGAGGGACAGGGUGCCCCCGUGUGUGGCAGGGGAGAGGGUGGACCCGGUGGAGAUGGGGAUACCGCGGGUGUCGGGGGAGACGAUGGACCGGACGAAGAUGAUGAUGACGACCAUGGUCCCGAGGACGAUGCGUAUAGGCUCGCCCUGGUGUUGAGGGACCCCACAGUACCUCCCUUGCACCUCGACGACUCAGCGCACACUUUCUUCGACGUCGACGCUUUGGCGCAAGCGUUGACGGAUGACCCUUUCGCACACAUGGGCUGCGUGAGCGGCAAGAGGCGGGCCACUGGGAGGGUGUAUUCACUGCCGCCGUUCGUGGUGCAGAGCCCUCGAUGGUCGGGUUCGUCGCUCAGCGGCGUGAGAGGGAGGGAGUCCGGAGCGGGUGAGGUGGGGUCCGUCAAACGCAGCGACGGCGGCAGAAACAGUGCAGGAUGGAUGCCGCCACCGCCCGCACGGACUCCGGAGGCUGUGGUCGACGUCGGGGACCAGACGGCGGCACCCGGAGUUGCGCACAGUGGCGGUUCCCCGCCGAGAGUCCGAGGUGGUGUGGGUGGCGGAUGGUCAGCUGUUCGUCGGGUCGGGGACCAGUUGGGGGCGGAUUACGACGCCGGGAGGGGCAUCUUCUCGGGAUGUACGCCAUUAUAGACGCAGGCUGCGGAGGGUGGGUCAGGACGUCCGAGCCUGCAGAUGGCAGGCCGCAUGCUCGGUUUGUCACGUGC
Molecule: messenger RNA, 1235 nt
Organism: Chara braunii
Lineage: Eukaryota; Viridiplantae; Streptophyta; Charophyceae; Charales; Characeae
Source: the annotation of a GenBank genome assembly